AUUAGCAAGUAAGCUGUAGAGAAACUUCACAUUUUCAGAUAGGAGAUAGCUGCCAAAAUCACUCAAAAUAAUGUUUGUUAAAACGAUUCGUAGUCAUAUCACGGCGAAGCCGUUUGAAAAACUGAAAUCUUCAAGCCGUCCCAAGCGUUAUGCAGCCGCUCUCCACGAUGUCCCAAUCAGCGUUUGGAUGGGCGUACUGGAACAGCCACUGGAGUCUGCCCAUGGUCCCUAUAUCGACAACUCGGGCACGCAUCAAUUGUGUCCGUUUCUGCAGGCAAGCGAGCAGCAAAUUCAGGAAACGCAGACAACCGAGCAGAAUGGUGAUACGAAAGCUGAUGCCACGGAGGAGCAGAAGGAUAAGAGUAAAGAGACACCAGGGGAGAAGAAAAAUCGCUGCCACAAGUGUGGCAAGAAAUUGGGUCUGACUGGAGCAUUCCCAUGCCGUUGUGGCGGCAUUUACUGCGCAGUCCAUCGGUACAGCGACCGGCAUGACUGCAGCUUCGACUACCGCGAAAUGGGCGCCAGUGAGAUCCGUCGUGACAAUCCGGUUACUGUGGCCAAAAAGUUGCCAGAUAUGUAGUGUCCAUACAUAAAACAUAUAAAUUCAUAGCUUUGCUAUCCAAAAAUGCAUCGCAGGAUGCACAAAAUUCAACCAGAAAUAGUCCCAUGCAGUAAAAUACUAACCAAAAAAUACCAGCAAUAAAAUACCAGCUAAUCUCCUAUCAUA
Drosophila subobscura is the source of this 727-nucleotide messenger RNA. RefSeq names its product AN1-type zinc finger protein 6. Gene Ontology annotation, molecular function: zinc ion binding. The transcript has a single exon. Bases 71 to 580 code for a protein of 169 amino acids. Lineage: Eukaryota; Metazoa; Arthropoda; Insecta; Diptera; Drosophilidae. The record is from RefSeq and is a predicted model, not a curated record.